AAUAGCGAGAACAUCCUUGUGUUACCAACACUUUCCAGCACAAAUUCCAAACACAGCCCCGUACCAGCCACUGUGAGGAAAAUGAACUCUACACCAGCCAAAACCAGCACACUGAGAUAGGACUGUGGUGAGACAGAUGACGUUGCAGGAGCAAGGUCCGCCACUCAUCUACUGUGUUGUGCUUGAUAUCCCGUGUCGUGAAAAUUAUUUGAAUGUUGUUACGUUUUUAAUUUGUUUUCACCAGUUAAAAUUUUUUUUUAUGUCAGUGGAAAAAUCAGAAAUACUGCCUGAAGGAAAACUUCAUGUGAAAAAAGUCUUUGUUCCUCAGUUUCUGCUAGAAGAGUAAGGAAAAAAGUUUGGGAUUUGCUUUUAGCAACACUUCUGAAGUGUACAAGCUGUAAGAGAAGCAUAGCUGUUUUAUUUUUUUCAUAGUGUAUUUAAUACACUUUAUAAUGUCUUCAGCAAGAAGAAUGGGUAACAAACUGGAAAACAAAAGAAAGAGCAAGAAAGAAAAAACUCAAGAAAUGUCUGCCAAUUUGAAGUACCUUUCCUUGGGUAUCCUGGUUUUUCAGACCACAAGUUUGGUCUUGACCAUGCGUUAUUCCCGGACACUGAAAGAAGAAGGACCCCGAUACUUAUCCUCUACUGCAGUAGUUAUUGCUGAACUUCUGAAGAUUUUGGCCUGUGUUCUGUUGGUCUACAAAGACAGCAAGUGCAAUUUACGGACUCUGAACAGAGUGCUGCACGAUGAAAUCCUUAAUAAACCCAUGGAAACUCUUAAACUUGCUAUUCCUUCGGGAAUUUACACUCUUCAGAACAACUUGCUGUACGUAGCAUUGUCAAACCUAGAUGCAGCCACAUACCAGGUUACGUACCAACUGAAAAUUCUCACCACAGCAUUGUUUUCUGUGUCCAUGUUGAGCAAGAAAUUGGGUGUAUACCAGUGGCUGUCAUUAGUAAUAUUGAUGACAGGAGUGGCAUUUGUACAGUGGCCUUCAGACUCUCAAGCAACACCUGCUAAGGAGCAUUCAGCGGGGUCGCAGUUUGUGGGGCUGAUGGCAGUGCUCAUAGCCUGCUUUUCUAGUGGAUUUGCUGGGGUUUAUUUUGAGAAAAUUUUAAAGGAAACUAAGCAAUCUGUGUGGAUCAGAAACAUUCAGCUUGGAUUUUUUGGUAGCAUAUUUGGACUGAUGGGCGUAUACAUUUAUGAUGGAGAACAAUUGUCAAAGAAUGGAUUUUUUCAAGGAUACAAUAAACUCACUUGGGUGGUUGUUGUUCUACAGGCACUUGGAGGGCUGGUAAUUGCUGCUGUUAUAAAAUAUGCAGACAACAUUUUAAAAGGAUUUGCAACUUCUCUUUCUAUUAUACUGUCAACACUGAUCUCCUAUUUCUGGCUGCAAGAUUUUGUCCCUACAAGUGUCUUUUUCUUCGGAGCCAUCCUUGUAAUAGCAGCUACUUUCCUGUACGGUUAUGAUCCCAAACCUGCAGGAAAUCCCAUUAAGGCAUAGCAGACUUCCUCAUCAGCCUGCUUCUCAAGAUCAUGCACUGGGGGCCUUGCUAGCAAUGGCAUGUGGGAAGUGUCAUUGUGCACUGCAAGGGAAGGAUUACUGCCCUGAAGAAAUGCUGAUGAUAGUUCUGAAAACCAGAGGCUUACAGGUGGAUGAUGACACUGAUCUGUAACCCAUGGGGGGGGAAUGUCGGGGGAAUACCCAGUGCAACUUGCUAAUAAAAACUUGAACCAAAAGUUUCCAAGAAACUACAAUUAGGAAUGUUUACAGCUUUGACAGAGAUUGCAUCAAAAGAAUUUACUGUAUUGACUGCUGCAGAAAAAUGUCCUAUGCACUCUUUGAAAGAGCACAUGACAACGUUGUCAGAUUGUAUGUUUUUGCGAUUUGAUUAUAUUUAAUCUUAGUAAAUGUUUUUAACUGUUUGUCUAUUUACGUGUAAUGAGCUGAACAUCAUAGAUCUAAAGUGAUGGUUCUAAUUAGGUAUUCCUUAUUAAAACUGUGAAAAUUGAAGUAUGAUUGAAAGACACUUUCACAAUAUCAAAUAUUUUUAUAUUUUUAGAAAGCUGACUUAAUAACAGAAAUCUGUUAUUAAAUGAUAAUAUUAUAAUUCUGUUGCUUAUAUAGAAGUAUUGUAAGAAUGUUAACAUUCUCACCGAGGUACGCAAAGGGAGAAAUUCAGAGUGAAAGCUAGAAAUCCAUGUUGAUACUCCAGCCUCCAUCAGCCUGUGGUGUUCCAACAGAUGGAAUAACUCUGGGAACACCGGCUGGAGGUUACGGCACUAACCUGGUGGUAAGAUUAGGGUUAUGAUGGGUGCUUGCUCAGAUGUAAUGUUCAUUCUUGUUAUUUUUAUUGAUUAAAAAUCAACUUUUUGGUAGAACCUUAAAAGUAGUUUUUAUGCUUUAAGUAGUCUCUGAAGAUUUUCUUUAAACCACAAUUUAAAAAAAAAAAAAAACAUAAUAAAUGUUUUAAAGGCAUUAUAGUUGUCUGUAACAGCUCCAUCUGGAGCUACUAAGGUAUGGUAUCUGUAUACUGUACUGUACUUUAUUACAGAGGAGUUUUUUAAACAAGUGGUGUUUACUCAUGAACUCUCCAGUGCAUUUCUAUGUAAUGGCUUACUUAGUUUUGGUGAGGUUUUUUUAAUUAUUAUUUUAUUCUGAGAGUCCUUGAGCCAACAGACCAAAAUGGUUUCUCUGGAGCUAUUCAGUCUAGUAGUGGAAUUACUUUAAUAGGAAACAUAAUUAAAAAGUAAUCAAAUGUGCAAUAGCUAAAUGUAAAAGCAUGCUGUUGGUCUGUUUUAAACAAAAAAAAACU
Messenger RNA from Empidonax traillii (willow flycatcher), 2817 nucleotides. RefSeq names its product solute carrier family 35 member A3 (gene SLC35A3). Lineage: Eukaryota; Metazoa; Chordata; Aves; Passeriformes; Tyrannidae. Gene Ontology annotation, cellular component: Golgi membrane. Bases 453 to 1505 code for a protein of 350 amino acids. Gene Ontology annotation, biological process: pyrimidine nucleotide-sugar transmembrane transport. The record is from RefSeq and is a predicted model, not a curated record. Gene Ontology annotation, molecular function: UDP-galactose transmembrane transporter activity. The transcript has 8 exons.